AUGGAAGAGCCGCGUGGACGUCAUUCGGCCUCGCAUGAAAGCGUUGAGCUCGAGCAAUUCGAUCUGGCAGCUUAUCAAGCGCGUAAUCUCGACAUCGAGUCGUUGCCUUCUUCUCGCGAACAAUCCCCCUCGCGCUCGAUGACGAACAAGCCCGUCUAUGAACCUCACAGCUCAUCAACAACUGCAAGAACCUCGUUGAGCAGUCUGCAUAGUACCACGCAACUGCAGAAGGCCAGAAGCAUGCCCGACGAUUUCGGUCUGCUCGCGACGAGUUUUGCGCUCAUUGCGCUCGUGGGCACAAACGAUUCGGCGACUGGAUCCGUGCUGGAAGCGAUUGCACAGCACUACGGUCUCUCCUAUGAGCGUGUAUCAACGGUGUUUCUGGCCAACGUUGCGGGGUACUUGUUCAGCUGUCUGGUGACGACCAAGUUGACCCAUUCUAUCGGGUUUCGGCAUACUUUGAUACUCGGCGCUGGCAUUCUUGGUGCAUCUUCAUUGCUCAUCAGUCGGACGCCCCCUUUCUACGCUGUCAUUAUAGCACUGGUCGGCUUUGGAUUAGCAGGCGGGCUACUGGACUCCGCACUGUCCACGGUCAUCGCGCACAAGCAAGGUUCGGGCAACCUCAUGCAGUACAUGUAUGCCUGCUUUGGCAUAGGAGCUUGCCUUGCGCCUAUCAUCGUGGGCGGGAUUCUCGACCGAAAGCUAAACUGGUCGCUGUAUUACUAUGCGCCGAUGGCAGCUUCGAUCAUGCUCAGUAUUGCGAUCUGGUUCACGUUCAAUGGCUAUGUCGAGCCUCGUGACGAGGGGGAUUCGUCGCUCGAUGGCUCAGGAGUUGCAAAGCGAAUGCUUGCAGCUUGCAAGAGCAAAGUUUUGCUCAUUGGUGCGAUCAUGAUGGCUUCAUCGUUUGGCAUGACAGACUCUGUCAGCGCAUGGCUCGUGUCGUGGCUCACAACCGAACGCGACGUCUCUGCCGCUACAUCUCGCUACUAUCUGUCUGCCUUCUGGGGCGGCAUCGCACUCGGACGAACCCUGCUGAGCCUGAUCGCAGCUGCUGUCGGACUCUCGGCCAAGUGGCAAGCAGUGUCGUACCUAUCGAUCUGCUGCGCCUUGUUAGGUCUAGUGUGGUUAAUCCAUGUCAUCGCCGUCGAUGCCUUUGCCAUUGUUAUGCUCGGCAUCUUUAUGGGGCCAAUAACGCCUGCGGUGCUAGCACAGAUAUCUGCAAGCUCUGCACCGUCACUCAAGGGUAGCGUCGUGUCGCUCAGCAUCGCAGUAGGCCUCGCCGGCAGCGCCAUUGGACCUCUGGCUUACGGCACACUGGCAGAAUCGACAAGCUUAGCUACUCUACCGCCUUUUAUGAUCGGCAUCUGCGUCUUCUUAGGCGCGCUGUGGCUUGUCUUCCCAGCUCGUUCAAGACGUGACGACUGA
Mixia osmundae IAM 14324 is the source of this 1425-nucleotide messenger RNA. RefSeq lists its product as uncharacterized. Gene Ontology annotation, molecular function: transmembrane transporter activity. Gene Ontology annotation, biological process: transmembrane transport. Bases 1 to 1425 code for a protein of 474 amino acids. Lineage: Eukaryota; Fungi; Basidiomycota; Mixiomycetes; Mixiales; Mixiaceae. The transcript has 3 exons. The record is from RefSeq and is a predicted model, not a curated record. Gene Ontology annotation, cellular component: membrane.